AUGGCAGCAGCAUUGGUGAGUUCUCAUUCUCUGGCUCCCUUGAAUCUGAAGCAAGAGGGGCUUCAGGUAGUGAGGGAGGAUCACAAUUCUACUUGGGAACAGGAAUUCAAGCUUCAAGGAAACAGCAGGCCAUUGUGCAAACAAUUAAGGCAGUUGUGUGAUGAAGAGACCACAGGACCUCAAGAAGCACUGAGAUGGCUCUUGGAGCUCUGCCAUCAGUGGCCACAACCUGAGACCCACACCAAGGAGCAGAUCCUGGAGCUGGAGCGGUUUCUGACCAUUCUGCCUGAGGAGCUUCAGGCCCACUUAUAGGAGCAUCCCCCAGAGAACAGAGAGGACAUGGUUGUUCUGGAGGAUUUGAAGCUGGAGCUUGGAAAAUCAGGACAACAGGAUCCAGACCACACAAAGAAACAAAAAUUGCAUAUGGAAGAGAUAGCCCCACUGAAAGUGGUUCAAGAGCAGCAGGUUCAGCCUGAGUGUGAAGUUUCAAAGCCUGAGAAAGAGAAGGAUGAGGAGACAAGGAUUGAGAAUGGGAAGCUUGUUGUAGUGACAGACUCUUGUGGAAGAGUGGAGUCAUCUGGGAAAAUCUCUGAACCCAUGGAGACUCAUUAUGAGGACUCUCCCUUAAAAAGGCAGCCAGCCAAGCCCAAGGAGACUGACUACAAAUGCUCAGAAUGUGGGGAGGGGUUCAUCCAGCAGUUGGAUCUGAGUGAACAUGCGAGUGCACACACGGGAGAGAACCUCUGUGAAUCUGAAGUAUGUCAGAGCUCUAGCCUUACUGGACAUCAGAAAACCCUCUCUCCAGAGAAAGGUCAUCAGUGUCAUGAGUGUGGAAAAGCCUUUCAGAGGAGUUCACAUCUUGUCAGACAUCAGAAAAUCCAUCUUGGUGAGAAGCCUUAUCAGUGCAAGGAGUGUGGAAAAGUCUUUAGCCAGAAUGCAGGCCUUUUGGAACAUCUCAGAAUUCAUACUGGAGAGAAACCUUAUCUAUGUAUUCAUUGUGGAAAGAACUUUAGGCGCAGCUCUCAUCUUAAUCGACACCAGAAAAUUCACAGUCAAGAGGAGCCCUGUGAGUGCAAGGAGUGUGGAAAGACCUUUAGUCAGGCCCUCCUCCUCACCCAUCACCAGAGGAUCCAUAGUCAUUCUAAAAACCAUCAAUGUAAUGAAUGUGGGAAGGCCUUCAGUUUGACCUCAGACCUUAUUCGACACCACAGGAUUCACACUGGAGAAAAACCUUUCAAGUGUAACAUAUGCCAGAAAGCCUUCCGAUUAAACUCACACCUCACUCAGCAUGUAAGAAUCCACAAUGAAGAAAAACCGUAUGAGUGUAAUAAAUGUGGAGAAGCCUUCAGGCAGAGGUCAGGUCUUUUUCAACAUCAGAGAUACCACCAUAAAGACAAACUGGCUUGAUGAGGUGUUCUCGACUUGUAGAACGUCAGAGAGGGCACAUUGAAGCAAACUGCAC
This is a messenger RNA of Otolemur garnettii (small-eared galago), 1462 nucleotides long. RefSeq names its product zinc finger and SCAN domain containing 26 (gene ZSCAN26). NCBI's taxonomy places the organism in Eukaryota, Metazoa, Chordata, Mammalia, Primates, Galagidae. The record is from RefSeq and is a predicted model, not a curated record. Gene Ontology annotation, biological process: regulation of immune system process; regulation of cytokine production; negative regulation of transcription by RNA polymerase II.